Theileria equi strain WA is the source of this 978-nucleotide messenger RNA. RefSeq lists its product as hypothetical. The transcript has 6 exons. Gene Ontology annotation, cellular component: U2-type prespliceosome; U1 snRNP. The record is from RefSeq and is a predicted model, not a curated record. The coding region runs from base 1 to 978 and encodes 325 amino acids. Gene Ontology annotation, biological process: mRNA splice site recognition. Gene Ontology annotation, molecular function: mRNA binding. NCBI's taxonomy places the organism in Eukaryota, Apicomplexa, Aconoidasida, Piroplasmida, Theileriidae.
AUGGAUGAAAUUAGAGCUACUUUGGCCCAGUUGAUGGGCAAGUUUGAGGAGCCCGAGGAUGUGGAAGAAACCAAGUCCUUCCUUGACUCGGACGUUUGCAGGAUGUUUCUCACUGGCAUCUGCCCUCACGACUUAUUUGAGAAUACGAAGCAUUACCUGGGCGAGUGCAAAAGGCUCCAUUCCGAGCGUCUGAGGGAAAAGUACAUGAAUGAACGCAAGAGUCGCUACUUUGGUUUUGAAGUCGACACUCUACGCACGAUUCAGCCCAUGAUUGACGACUGUGAUAAGAGAAUCAGCAAGGGGAAGGCCAGGGCUGAAGAUGAUGGAGGAAGGAAGCCGACCAUAGAUCCGCUGGUGCUGAAUGAAGCCAAGAGAAUCGAUGACCAGAUCCAGGCCAAAAUGACGCUUGCGGAUGAACUUGGCAUGAAUGGAGAUGUUGAACAGUCGUUUAAAAUCGUUGAGGAGGUGGAGCUGCUUAAAAAGACAAAGUUGGAGAUGUUGGAAAAGGCUGGUGAGGCCUCCUACCAGCAGAGACUCAAGCCCUGUGAUAUCUGCGGAGCGCUCCUAUCUGCUACGGAUAGCGACCGCAGGUUGACAGAACAUUAUAGUGGCAAAAUCCAUAUUGGAUUUCAAAAGUUGCGCGAUAUGGCAAAGACCCUUACAGCCUACAUAAAUGAGAAUAGACCUCAGAGGACAAGCGCCAGGACAGAGGCCACAAGCGAUCCAAAGGAGAAGGAAGAGGUUGCAUCUGCACCUGCAAAUGAAACUCGUCAUCAUUCGAAUAAAGAUCGCAGGAGUCGUUCGUAUAAUAGACACGACAGACGUCAUGAUCACAGUCGCAAUAGAAAGAGUUGUAGGCGCAGAAGUAGAAGUAGGUCGAGGACUCCGCCUAGACACAGGGAUAGAGAUAGAGACAGAUCGAGAUCCCGUGAUAGGUCAAGAGAUCGCUCUAGGAACAGAGAUAGACGUCAUAGGUAA